Molecule: messenger RNA, 4254 nt
Organism: Dromiciops gliroides (monito del monte)
Lineage: Eukaryota; Metazoa; Chordata; Mammalia; Microbiotheria; Microbiotheriidae
Gene: HDHD2
Product: haloacid dehalogenase like hydrolase domain containing 2
Exons: 8
Coding region: 149-928 (259 amino acids)
Biological process (GO): dephosphorylation
Molecular function (GO): phosphatase activity
Source: RefSeq, a predicted model, not a curated record
CUGCGCAGAAAGUUCUGUGAGUGCGGCCGCUGCUGGUCUCUUCCUUCCUCUGCUCUGAGGCCCCUGGCUUGGCUUGCGUGUUCUCGUUGGGCCGCAUCGGGACGGAAGAAAUAGCGGAGGCGGCAGCGUUGGCUCAGGGGAAUGAAGGAUGGCGGCACGCCGUGCAUUAAAAGCCGUUUUGGUAGAUCUCAGUGGCACACUUCACAUUGAAGAUGCAGCUGUACCCGGCGCACAGGACGCUCUUAAAAGGUUACGUACUGCUCCUGUUGCUAUUAGGUUUGUGACAAAUACAACCAAAGAGAGCAAGGCAGAAUUGUUAGAGAGGCUGAGAAAAAUGAAUUUUGAUGUUGCUGAGCAUGAGAUAUUCACUUCUCUGACAGCAGCCAGAAACCUAGUGCAGGAGAAGCAAGUUAGGCCCAUGUUGCUGAUUGAUGACCGGGCACUACCAGAUUUGAAGGGAAUACCAGUAAAUGAUCCUAAUGCUGUGGUCAUAGGAUUGGCACCAGAACAUUUUAAUUACCAAGUUCUAAAUCAAGCAUUCCGGCUAUUACUGAAUGGUGCUCCUCUUAUAGCAAUACACAAAGCCAGAUAUUAUAAGAGGAAAGAUGGCUUAGCCCUAGGACCUGGGCCAUUUGUUACUGGUUUGGAGUAUGCUACGGACACCAAAGCCAUAGUGGUGGGGAAGCCAGAGGGAAAAUUUUUCUUGGAAGCUCUUCGUGGCAUUGAUUGUGCACCAGAAGAAGUCAUUAUGAUUGGAGAUGACAGCAGAGAUGAUGUUGGUGGAGCUCAGAGUAUUGGCAUGCUGGGUAUCUUGGUGAAGACUGGGAAAUAUCGAACAGCAGAUGAAGAGAAAAUUAAUCCAGCUCCUUACUUAACCUGUGAGAGUUUCCCACAUGCUGUGGACCACAUCCUACAACAUUUACUAUAAGAAAGGAUAGCAACCUGAAACAACUUGAAAUGUAACUUUUUACUUCCCAGAAUUCAUCUUUGAAAACUCAUUGGGCCAGAAUAUACAGAAACAGGCCCUGGCCCGUUGUAACCCUCAUUUGUUGUGCAUUCAUUAAAGGGAAAGGUAUUGAACUUCAGCCAGUUACUAAACCUUGCUAAUCCUUCUUAUUUUAUUUUGUAAACAUAAGACCUAAAGAAACAAAAGCUGAAAUUUUUAUGCCAUUCCUUUUAAAAUAUUCAUCAGAUUAGACAGUCCUGAGAGAGAAAAUCCACCACAGGGAUGGCACUCUGCUUGUCUUUUAACUAUUACUUUGGGAGGGGGCAGUAUUCGGUGUAUGAGUAAAGUUGAAUCAGUUUUUUAAAUUAUAAAACAGUGUGUUGAAAGGUGCACCAGCCUGUAGUUUUAGUAUUGAUUGCAACUGUGAAAUCCAUCAAAUAUUUGAAGCAAAUGAAACAUGUAGGAAGUAAAAUGAAUUAUCCCUUAGACCAAGCAAUCAAGUGAAUUUGCUUUAACGAAUGAUGAAAACUAGAUUAUCUGCUGUAUUAUUCCCAUCAUGGGUGACUUUUUUUUUCUCUUCAUUAGCCAGAAACGACUAAUUUAAAUUUAGAGCCUGAUUUUAAUUUAAAAUAAUAUUACCAUUAAUAACCUAUUCAUUGCAGAUACCUAUUAUACUGUGUAACAGUUGUUUUGGAAAUUUUAUGUAAAAUUAAAACUAUCAGUAUUUUACAGAUGUUUUAAUUAGACAUUGUUAUUAACAGGAACAGUGCAGAAACUAAAAUCAAGCCUUUAAUGUCUUAUAGACCAUGCAUUUUUGAAGUUACUGUCCACCAGGGUCCUAUUAACUGUACAUUUGUAAGAUUUCAUUAUUUUUCCCUCUAACACUAUGGGAAAAAUCUUUUCGAAGCUUCUGGGACAUAUUCAAGCGUUUAUGUACUUGGUUAGUACAGCUGUAAAAUGAAAUCCUGUCAUUUAGCAUGGAUCAUUCUUCUCACGUUAAAUCCACCAAAAUGAAGGGGCCUAAGCUGGUAAUGAUUUCCCUAGCACAUUUGCAUACUGUGAUAAUCCCCGUCCUUUGCAGUUGUUGUACAGGGCUCUUGGGCAUUAAAUUAUUAGAAUGUAAUUGUACAUCAUCAUAGCAUUCACCUUAUUGAAACUCAUUGGUGUUAAUGAGCUAUGUGUUUUGGUUCUUCAUCGAGAGUGGGUUUGGAUAAGGCUGGAGUGGUUGAGAUGGGCGGCUUCUGUCCUUUUCCACAGGCCACCAAACACCACUUGAAUAUCAUAGACCACAGAAAGCCUGAGUUCAGAAAGCAUACGCUAGGGACACAGACGACAAUCAGCUGCCUUAAUCUUCCUCCAUGUUUUGGGAACUGCCAGGGUGGUUGUUCUGCCCUUUGGACUGAUUUCACUCAGCUUUAAAGCAGGAGAAACACUGCUCAAGAGGGGAAAGCUCUGAGCCUCAGUCUGGAUUUCCCGUAGUGUGUGCAUGUCAGCACCAAGGCCGUCUACAAUUGUGUGGUGUGGGGAGGAGGGAAUCUUGUUCAUAAUGUCUGAAUAUUUAGAAUUCACUUGACACCCAAAACAGUCAGCAGAAAUUAUGCUUAAUCCCAUAGUGAUUUCAGUGGGGAAAAAUACCCAAAACUUCUCUAAGGGUAAAAGUGACCAAUUUUUAGUCAUUCUGGGUAGGGUUCUAACCAUGGCAGUUGUUCUUAGGCACAUUUGAGUACAGAUUGCUGCAAGAUUUGCUGUUUUGGCUGCGUGCCCAUAAGAACCUGGUUCUUCCUGCCUUUUUAACCCCAAUUAAGUAGUUGAAUACCUGUUAAAUACCCAGCUCUGUACUAAGUACUUUAGAGAAUACAGAAAAGUAUCCUGCUCUCUGGGAUGAGAAGGCAAGACUAACACAUAAUUAGAGCACAGCACAAGCCAGCAUCUGGGAUGGAUUUUGCAGUGUGGACAACAAAGAAUUAUGUACCUUCAGAGAUGGGUGAAGUUGUGGGUUGAGUGGUUAGGAUCGGUUUCUUGCAAGAAGCACUAGUGAUACUACAGCUCUAAUGAGGGGAGAACUGGGCAUGAGGACAAUUUUCUCUAUUGUUUUGGUUUUUUUGUUUUUUUGUUUUUGCUGGGCAAUAGGGGUUAAGUGACUUGCCCAGGGUCACACAGCUAGUAAGUGUCUGAGGCCAGAUUUGAACUCAGGUCCUCCUGAUUCCAGGGCCGGUGCUUUAUCCACUUCGACACCUAGCUGCCCCCUCUCUAUUGGUUUUUGAAGAGCUUAUCGCUAUACUUUUCUGCAAAUAACAUGGCAAAUAUGGGCUAUAGCCUGCAUGUUCAGCAUGAAUGAUAUUCAGAGCAGCUAAAUGCCAUUUCCACUGAAGAAAAGGCCAAACAUGAGGAAAAAAAUGAGAAAAAUAUUUUAGUGAGAAAAUACCAAAAGACAUUCACAAGGGUGCCCAUAAUCUUUGAAGACUCCUAAGGUUUGAAUAAACUGGUAUGUUGACACAAUCCCAUAAACAUUCCCUUUAGAAAGGGAUUGAGGGGUAGCUAGGUGGCGCAGUGGAUAGAGUACCGGCCCUGGAGUCAGGAGUACCUGAGUUCAAAUCCGGCCUCAGACACUUAACACUUCCUAACUGUGUGACCCUGGACAAGUCACUUAACCCCAAUUGCCUCACUAAAAAAAAAAAAGAAAAAAUGGCAAUUUCAUGAGAUUGUAAACAUGACAGAAAUUAGACUGUUUUCCACCUUUGUCUCCUGAGACCAAUGGGGGCUUGAUAGAGUUUUGUUGAACGAAAUUGAUUUUUGAGGUCCUUUCUAGGACUCAGAGUCUUUGCUACCUGGGUCUUUAAUGUGCCCAGAACACAUGGGUGCUGAGAAGUUUAAGAAUUGAUAGGAAGUUUUGUCAUCAUCUGGGCGUCAUCAAAGCAAUGAUUUUCAAAUCCCCAAGUUGCUGUGCUAUUCCCACUUUACCCCGAGCUUAUAUGUACAUAUAUAUGUAUCUCUAAUCAAAACAAACCUCAUACCUUGUUUGUAUAGGUUACACACAGACACACACACAGACGACUUCUUCCUCUAAAUAACUAGAAGAAAAGUAGAAUAAGAAGUAGGUUUAAGAAGGCUGCUUCACUUCAUUUUUUAAGAUGAUAAUUCUACCAAGCAAGUGUUAGGAGCUUUUAAAUUCCUUUGGGAUUCUUCUUGUGCAGCUCCUCUGGGGAUUUUUUACUGUUACUUUCUCAAAAGUGAGACUGAAGGUUGGUCAAGAUUCUUAAAAAUGUCUGCAGAGAUGGAAGCAUAUUUCCUUUUCCUUUUUUUUUUUU